Messenger RNA from Penicillium hordei, 513 nucleotides. Its product is annotated as DUF1993 domain-containing protein. NCBI's taxonomy places the organism in Eukaryota, Fungi, Ascomycota, Eurotiomycetes, Eurotiales, Aspergillaceae. The transcript has a single exon. Bases 1 to 513 code for a protein of 170 amino acids. The record is from RefSeq and is a predicted model, not a curated record.
AUGGCCUCCCCAUUCUACAAUUACACUAUCGCCACUCUGACCAGGGGUCUCAAUACCCUAUCUACGCUCUUAAAGAAGGCCGAAGAAUACGCGAAAGAAAAAAACAUCCCGCUCGACGAACUUCUCAAUGCCCGCCUUGUCGAGGAUAUGAAGCCUCUCUCCUUCCAAAUAGUGACGGCAACAAAUGUCGUCUCCAAGGCCCUCGCUCGUGCAGCUUUCGUCGAACCACCGCCACAGCAGGAGCCCGACGAGACCUACGAAGAUCUUUACAAGCGCCUUGAUAGGACACUCGCGGAGCUUGAAAAGGUCGAUCCAGCCAAGAUUGCUAUCAAGGAAGGACAAGCUUUUAAGGCUCCGAUUGGAGUGAAUGUGUUCGAUUUCACGCUAGAGGAUUAUUCGGUGCAAUUUUUGAUCCCGAAUUUCUACUUUCAUGUGGUGACGGCGUAUGAAAUCUUGAGGGUGAAAGGUGUGCAGAUAGGAAAGUUGGAUUAUCUGUCGGAAUUUAUGGCCUAA